GUGCCUGCUCUGGCAGCAAACCCGCAGCCAGCUGAAGUUUCCGAGCCUACCUGCAGCACCUCGUGUGUCACUUUUCCCUGUUAAUUCGCCAGCUCACCGGGCCGCUGCUCCCUUCAGCCGCUUCCCCGGGGGGGAGAGCAGAGGGUACCGCCCGGCCGCGGGGAGCACGUACGGUGCCAUGUGCGGAUCUUACGCAACGAAAGCACGAGAGACACGCAGGACCAGUUUGGAUCGGUGCUUUGCUUCUAGGGAUCCCUUAGCCUUAACUGCGUGUAGGUGCUUGCGUUGGAUGACUUCAUUUAUAAGAUUCAUUCAAGGUUCAUCGCUGACGCUCCAGAAGAUUGCACUGACAUUUCUUUUAACUCACAUUAGUUUCUGUCUGACAGAUACCGCGCCAUGUUUGCGUUUUUGGUACUGCUGUGUCAACUACCCGCGAUGAUGUUUGCAUUUCCUCACUGCACGGGGAGAUUAAAUAACUUGAAGCAACCUGAAUGGAAAGACGUGUUCACAUCAGAAAAGGAGGCCAAUUUAUUCAUUGGACGGCAUCUUCUGAAUAACAGAUUUGAUUUUGAAGCAUUCACAGCAGAUAACCUGGAAAGAGAAUGCUUUGAAGAGCUGUGCAAUUAUGAAGAAGCGAGAGAAGUUUUUGAAGACCCUGAUAAAACGAUGGAUUUUUGGAAAGACUAUUCAACUAAAGGCCCUAAAAUAAAAACAGGUGAUGAGGCACUGCACAAGAUUAAUGUUACAGGACUUCUCAUCAGUCUAGUUGCUGCUGGAAUACUGUUAGUUAUAAUUUCACUGCUUAUCUUUUACUGCUGCAAAAGUAGAUGCAAAUCAAGGCAACCACCAGGGUACUUGAAUUAUGUAAGAAGACAUAAUUCGUCUAGCAUCUUCAGAAGGCAUGAAGAAUUUUCUUUAAACCCACUUCCUCUCAGAACUGACGAUUCAGGACUACCAACUUACGAGCAAGCAGUUACUUCAGAUGGACAACACGACAUCCCACCACCCCCUUAUCCAGGGCCCCCCAAAAGGGCACGGGUGUUCAAGAAGUCUAUGUCACUUCCUGCCCCUUAGUCACAAAUGUCCUUCUGGGGUGAGGGGGGGGAUUACUGAAACAUAACGUACUUUUUUAAAAAGUGUGUGCUACCUUGCAUAUUGCAAGACAGUUUAGAAAAAUGUGAAAGAUCUUUAGCACAACGAUAAACAAGUGAAAAUCCCAUUUGGGAAAAGAGGUGAUCUGUUGCAAAGGCUGCAGGGCUAUUCUUUGCACAGGGUUAUUGGGCUAAGAGGAGGGAAUGCAUAAAGAGUACAUCUUGUACUCCUGCCCUCUUCCCCAUGCAUUUUGAGCCAUCCCAUCAUACCACUGAUGUUUUGUUAACAGUUGUUUUUUUUCUUUAGAAGAAACAGUAUUUUAAUUGUUUUUAUUGACACUAGCCAUUUUUGUGACUACUGAAUACUUUAAACCACUGUAAGAAGUCUGCUUUGUUGGUUGAUACAUUCACUUCAUUGCUGUGUGAAUUUUCUAUUCAUUCUAGUAAUAGAUUUGAGUAUGAAAAUUAUUUCAUGAUUUGAUCUUUCAAAUGUAUAUACAAUACUGAUUCUGGAUUACACUAGUUUAUGUUAGACGUUGCUGGUUAACACACUACUCAAUUUGUUGUAUUUUUGUGAUUACAAUUUUGGAUGAAAAGGAACCAUUAAAUGCAUGACACAUUAACCAUUCAGACAAAAUACACUUUUAUCAAAUGGUUUUGAUAUUCUCUUUGACCUGGUAUUUUGUGCUGAACAAGUAGAGUACUAUGGGUCAAGGGAUGUUAGGAAAUAGCUAGACAUUUGUCCCUUGUUAAAAAAGUACCCAGGUUUCACAGAUGUUUCUCUUGCAGUUUAAAAAUUUAAAUGUUGAAAAAGACAUUCAGCUUGUUGAAUCAAAGGCCAAACUACCCCACAGAAGCACUUUGCCUAAGUUUGUAUUGCUCUACUGGGAUGACAAAAUGGUACCUUUAAGUAGAAUGAAACAUCACAUUGGAUAAACAACCAGUAUCCACAGAGUAAUAGGGAAGAAUUUCAGGGAGCUACUGGUUAACUAUGUCAACACAAUUUCUGUAUCUCCAGUUGUAGCCAUCCUAAAUUUUACAUCUUAUUAUCAACCCCAGCAUUAUAUGGCCUACAGACCUUGCUGAGCAAGUCACAGACCAGCGUUGCUGUCCCUGUACCUCUUAGUCAAGUGGCACCGUAGUGGAAAAGGCUUCCUGUAGUCACAGGAAGCCGUAUUAGUUGUGUUGCUCACAGGCAACACGUCAGGCUGGUGUUUUAUUACAGUAGCUGCAUAGUUGGACACAUGCAAUGAAGUUUUUUAAGAAGCAACUAAUUUCCGCUCCCCCCCCCCGCCAUUUGACCAAUGCUGGCAGCAGCAAAUGGUAUUUUAAUUUGGUGCCCAAAAUGCACAUUAUAAAGGUUGAAUAUUUAUAUGUAACAUUUCACUGAAUUUUAUGUUUCUUAACAUGCUAGAAUCUACAGUUUUGUUGAGUGAGAUGCAGAGGAUUGCUAUGAGAUGUUUAAUCUGUAAAUGCUUUUGUAAAGAAGAAAAUGCUCCAAAUCUUGGAAUAUAAAGAGGGUAUAUUGAAAAUGCUACACAAGGAGGUCUUGCCCUUUGAAAAACACAUACAACCCAGCUGAUACCAGUGAACAUUGGACUUUGUGUUCUUAUUCCUAAAGCUUCAGCAUCAGAUUUGUCUUUUGACAAGUCACAAACCUCUUAGCAGCUUCUUUCUUGUUGAGAGAUGGGGGAAUCCCCUUGUUGGGAUAGCUUCAAUUCCCUCUUGCCCUACUUGUAAAAACAUUCUGAAGUUCUGGGAGGUUACUGUUCUGUGAGACUGAAAUGAGUGAAUUGUGUGACAUUGCUGUUGAUAACCAAAAUAGAGAGUUAUGAUGAAGCUAUGGGAUUAUAAGCUUGCAAAAACAUUUCUCCCAUAUUUUUCAUUUAGUUAACUAUUUUUAAAUUUGUUAAUGUGCACCUUGAGCUAUAGAGCACACUUUUCUCUAGAUACCUGGGACUCAAAAAUGACUAAUUUAGUGGGAUUGAUAGGAACACUUUCAGGGAAAGGGAUUUCACAGGGCUUGUGAGAGUUCAGAGAUUCUUUUAAUGUUACUACAGUGAUGUACACAUCUAGCAAAGUAACGUUUUAAAUAAACUACAGAAAUUGUAUAGAAACCUAUUUAAUCACUUGAAAUUUGAUUCUUCUGCUAUUCCUACAAAUCACUUGCAAAUGAUUCCAUGCAAUGCAAGCAAAAAUCUUGACCUUCCUAAUUAAUAAAAAACCCCCUUAAGAUGGUGUAACUGUUAAACAUCAAUGCUGUAGCUCUUUGGGCAGUAAACUGCACCUUCCGUAGGGUAUAAUACUUCAAGUUUACUCAAAGAACCUGCACUUUAGACCCUUGAGGAUACUCAAAAUAUUCGAAUAGUGGUUGCAUGUAAUAUGCCGAUGUGCAAGACACAUUCCACUCAUGAUAAAUGAGCAAAGUUUAAAAUUUAGUUGGACAUAAUGUAAACUUACCUCUC
Messenger RNA from Egretta garzetta (little egret), 3556 nucleotides. RefSeq names its product proline rich and Gla domain 4 (gene PRRG4). The record is from RefSeq and is a predicted model, not a curated record. Bases 397 to 1074 code for a protein of 225 amino acids. Gene Ontology annotation, cellular component: extracellular region. Lineage: Eukaryota; Metazoa; Chordata; Aves; Pelecaniformes; Ardeidae. The transcript has 5 exons. Gene Ontology annotation, molecular function: calcium ion binding.